Coccinella septempunctata (seven-spotted ladybird) is the source of this 1121-nucleotide messenger RNA. RefSeq lists its product as uncharacterized. The coding region runs from base 206 to 1120 and encodes 304 amino acids. The transcript is spliced from 5 exons. The record is from RefSeq and is a predicted model, not a curated record. Lineage: Eukaryota; Metazoa; Arthropoda; Insecta; Coleoptera; Coccinellidae.
GUCAAUUUCAUAAUGAAACUUAAAGGGACUUUACUUAAAGCUGUCUUUAGGCAAAAUGUCGUAUGUUGGCAUUACUGAAUGUGAUUCAUUUGACCUAAAAUUGAGAGUAGCGCCAUAUUUAACCUCUAUUUUCCUUCCGACAUUGUUUGUGUUUACGUUAAAAGUGUCUCAGUUAUAACUAUUCUCCUAUUUUGAAAAAUUGAAGAUGAUGGAAAUAAAUCAAAAUGGUAAAAGAGUUCGCUCUUCAAAUUUUUCUAAAGAAGAGGAACUCUUGCUGGCAAAUGAAGUACUCAAGUACAAAAAUAUAAUCGAAUGCAAGACAACAAAUAAAACUUCGAACGUUGAAAAAGAAGAAGCAUGGAAGAAAGUCGAAGAUGGCUUCAAUGCUAAAAAUUUCCACUACAGAAGUUUACAGCAGUUGAAGGCCAAAUUCGACAAUUUGAAAACAAAGGCCCGAAAAGAGGUGGCUCAACAAAAAAGCUAUUUAUAUGGGACUGGUGGAGGCCCUUCCGUUAAAGUGUUAGACCCUAUAACGGAAAUAAUAUUAGAUAUAAUAAAUUUCAAAACUGUUGUGGGCUUUCCAGCCCUAACAGACAGUGACGCAGCAAUAUGCGAUCCAAUAUGGGUAAAGCAUCCCUUAAUAAUGACAUUACUUAUUUGUAAUGCCAUUACUUGCUUUGUUCGCAGAAUUUCAGAUCAUCAUAACUUUCAAAAUCUUAUACAAAUGUUUUUAUUUUCAUUACUUGUAAUACCAAUUUCAGACAAGGAGGAGAAUCAAUUGCUGGAUUCAAAAGACAUAGAUGAACAAAUAACAGAAAACGCAAGUAAUGCCACCUAUAAAUCCCCUUCUCCCGAUAUAGUGUUGAAUGAGCCAGAAGGAAGAAACUGGACUUCCUAUACACCGAAAAAUUUGAGAGGGAAAACCUGUUCAAAAUUAAAGAAAGGUAAGAUUAACCCUAACAGGAAUGAGGAGAGUGCUCGGGAAAAAUAUUACAAGAAAAAGUUGGAACUUCUCAUCGAGGCAGAGGAAAGGGCAAAAGAAGAACAUCGGCGCAAGUUAAUUGCGUUAGAUUUGGAUAUUGAAAUAAAAAAAAAAGAAUUAAAUAAAGCUAAUCUUUGAA